AUGCUAGCCGAGGAUCCAAUUGUGCGGUUUCGUGCAAACGUUUUCAGACGAGUAGUUGACCAGAUUACGACUAGUAUUGACCAAUGCUUUAGUCAAAACGGUCAACUGAUUAAAGAUACAGCAUAUCUUGAUCCACGACGAUUUGAUGAAAUAGUCUUGUCUGGGGUUUCUGAAAACAGCCUUACUAAAGUUGCUAAGAUAACUGGCGUUGACCCUUUGUCACUGAAAGAAGAAUUAUGCUGUUUAGCGAGAAAUUUCACGGUGUUAUCACGAUCACUUCCUGAUGAGUCUGAAGGUGCUUCUGAUGACGUUGCCACCAUGACCAGUACCAAUGAGGAGGAGAGCAGUGAAGAGGAGAGCAGUGAUAAUGAAGACGGUUGUGUCAGCAAGAAUCCAGUACUAAGAAAUCGAAAUGCUGCUCGCAAAGGAAACUGUAAAAAGUGUCUUGCUUGCUGUCACAAAAUCCUCUUCAAGUGCUCAAUCAUCACUUCAGCUCUAACAAAUUUGUUUGUUGUGUACGAAUAUUUGUUGACAUUGUCAUUUACGCAAGUUAACUGUGAAAGGGCAUUUAGCAAGUUGAAACAAAUAAAAACUAGAUUAAAAUCAAGUUAG
Messenger RNA from Paramuricea clavata, 612 nucleotides. The record is from the annotation of a GenBank genome assembly. NCBI's taxonomy places the organism in Eukaryota, Metazoa, Cnidaria, Anthozoa, Malacalcyonacea, Plexauridae.